This is a messenger RNA of Podarcis lilfordi (Lilford's wall lizard), 15827 nucleotides long. Lineage: Eukaryota; Metazoa; Chordata; Lepidosauria; Squamata; Lacertidae. The record is from the annotation of a GenBank genome assembly.
CUGUAUAGCGGCUCAGCCGUCAGCCAAUGGGAGAGCAGUCUCUCUAUUUGUCUCCGCCGCGGGAUGCAGCAGUCCACAGAUAUAUCCUUCGCUGCUGUUCAGGUAAACGUUCAGUCUGACAGGUGUGCGCCUGGGGAACUGCGCCGCACCACCUUCAGUCUCUGCCUUGGGGUUGGUUCGGUUUGACUCCGAGGGCUGACUCGCUGGUCCUGCGUGUCCCCAGGUAAUCGGGUACGGAGGGCGCCCGCGGGUUUACAGAACGUGUACACGGUGCUCUGGCUGAGACCCCGUCGGGCGCGUCUAGGCAUAUCGCCACAGCCUGCCUGCCUGUCUUCGCGAGGGAAGGAGAGACGGGAGUUUUUGGCUUUCCCGGUUUCUAGACGGGGAAAACAAGCCGAAGAAGUAUGGGGAGGGAGCGGAGUUGCGGGCAGGCAGGAACUGCUUUCAUAGAAUCAUAGAAAUGAACAGUUCGAAGGGACCCAAAGACCAAAUAGACAACCCCGUGCAAUGCAGGAAAGAAAAAAGGGACGGAGAAAGGAGCCUUCUCGACCUCCCUCACUUUUUAAGAAAUCUAUCCCGCCCCCGCCGCCUAAAGCUGGGAGCCCGGCCAGGCUUCUUCGGGAAUCGAGCCCUGCGCUGCAGGCUUGGAGGGCAGCCACGCGAAGGGGAGAUGAAGCGGGUCCGCGUGGACUCCUAGAGGCUGGGCUGCUGGGCAAGCCCGGGCUUGCAGCGUUGAGUCGGUGGAGGAGAGGGUCUUAAUCUUUCAUUCCAGGGAAUUUAUUGGCUUUCUGGCUCUUUGAACCCGACAGGUCGGAUCCUGGAAUGACAGAUGGUGGGGUUUAGUUGACAACAAAAGCGCUCACCACGAAUUUGGAAGCCACGGAAGCAGAGCCAAGAACUGUGUUUUUUUUUGUGAUUGCAAGUUUUUAAAAACUGUUUUAAAUAUUUUUUUAAACGUAACUUUUAUUGACGUUUUAAAAUUGUUAGAAAAGGAAAACAGGGAGAUUAUACCAGAAAAAGCAUGAUGUAGCAUCAAGGUUUUUUUACUAGACCCUUUGGAAACUUAAAGUUUAUGGAAUCCCCACCCCUCCAAAUUAGGCUGUCUGCCAAACACUUUGAGUACCAAUAUUCCAAAUGAAUACUGCAUUUUCCUGCUGUGACCUACCCUGGGACCUAGGGUGAAGGCUGGAUAAUAAAUUCGUAACAACAUGUCACAGGAAAAAUAUGAGAUAAAUCCUCAAGGCCAUGAUUGUAAUACUAUAUCAUGCACUGUAGAUUGAUAGAUAGCUUGGUGGUGAAUGGGAACUAAACAGUUUCUCCUUAUCUGCAGUAAUAGAUGUGAUUUUAUUUAAACUGUGAUCUUUACCUAAAUUUAAAAAAUGCAACCAAUGCAUGCUUUGCUCCUUCCUGGCUUGCUAACAAAUUUUUUAAAAACUCUAUUUUUAUUAAAGAUUUCUUGGUUUACAAAAGUAUGUGCAAUGGCUCUUUUUUCAAGUUACAUUUUCUACAGAUCAGUUUCAUUUGUUGAGACUUGCUAACUAAAAUUUGAGCAGGGAUUAAGAAUGGCACAGCUAUUUGUGAUGCUGAAAGUUGUUUGUCACAACAAAGUUGCUUUGUAUCUCAGGGUGCAAGAGACUUUUUUGGGGGGGAUCACCCUGUCUGGGAAAAACCUUAAUUCUUAAUUCUCUCCCCCACUUUCCCCCCUUUUUGUUCUUUCAUAGUUUAGAUCCUAAGGAACGAAGUUCACAAGGGUGCCUGGCCAGCUACAUUUCUGACUGAGGAACUGCUGCGUUAGAGAUGAAGAAGGAAGUGUGGCUGAUGCUUAUGGUGGCGUUUGUUGCCAAUGUAAGAAUCUUCUCCAUUGUUAUCUGCUCCGUUGCAUAAAACUCUCUUGCGCUGUCAAGCUGAGGGGAGGGCAAGUGUUGGGGGGAUUAUAUUGAAAUCUUCAUUAUGGGAGUUACAGAGCACAGCCUCUAAUGAUUAGAGAAAUUCAUAAGAGCUAAAGCUAUCAGUGGGCUAGAACAUCGUUUCAGAGGUGAUAAGCUCCUGAAAAGCCAAAAUAAGGUUGUGGUGCUAUAAUCUCCCCCCCACCAAACAACCCUGGGAAUAAGUCCCAUUUAAGCACAGUGGAACUCACUUCUGAAUGGAGAUGCAUUGGAUUGCACCGCAAAUGUAUUAAAACUGUACUAGGAGGAGGAUGGGGAUGAGUACUUUUAUAUCCCAUGUUUUCCUCCUAAGGAGCUCAAGGAGGAGUACAUGAUACUCCCUGUUCCCUCAUUUAUUCCUCUUAUCCCAAGCCUUUGGUUUGUUAUCAUGCCAUGUAUUUUUGUGUUUUUAAACAUUAAACCUGUUAUGUACUGAAGUUCUCACCCGGGGCCAGCAAGGGGAUACUGUUGAUAGUUAUGCAAAUGAAGGAUCGAAAAGUGACGUCAGUGAUUGGAUAGUUUUGUAUGCAAAUGAAGGAUCGAAAAGUGACGUUCAGUGAUUGGAUAGUAUUAGAAAAUGGAAACAGUUGCAUUGUUCUGGAGCUCUAUAUAAGCAUGCUGACUGAGCUCCUCAGCCUAGUUCUGUUCUGGCAUCUGAAUAAAGAAGAGCUGUUUAAAGAAUCGCUGUGUCGUCUGACAUGUUCGCCCACAACAUAACAAAACCACUCUGUGAUCCUCUAAUGGAGAGCAGUAUAUAAAUUUCAUAUCCUUACAACAGCCCUGCAAUGUAGGUUAGGCUCAGCGGCAGUGUCAACCCAGGGUGUGGCAGCCAUGGAAAAGGGAAACAUCAUUACAAAAGGCCAUGAAAAAAGAAAACUUCCAGUAUUACAAAUCUUAUACAAAUAUACUGUGGGAUCACAUUUGAAAUGCUCCGUACAGUGCCAAUUGCCUCACCUAAAAAGGAUGUGGUAGAGAUGGUUCAAAAAAAGGGCAACCAAAAUUAUCAAGGGGGUGGAGCGACUCCCCUGGGAGGAAAGGUUGGUGUGUAGGGGACCUUUCAGUUUGGAGAAAAGGCAAGUACAGUGGUACCUCUGGAUGCGAACAGGAUCCGUUCUGGAGCCCUGUUCACAUCCUGAAGCAAAUGCAACCGGCUUCCAUGCAUCUGCGGGUCGCAAUUCACCGCUUCCACGCAUGCGUGUGAUGUCAUUUUGAGCAUCUGCGCAUGUGCGAGCGGCGAAACCCGGAAGUAACACGCUCCGUUACUUCUGGGUUGCCGCAGAGCGCAACCCGAAAAUGCUUAACCUGAAGCUAUUUUAACCCGAGGUAUGACUGUACGAGGGAACAUGAUUGAAGUUUAUAAAAUGGUACAUGGCAUGGAGAAAAGUUCUCCCUCUCUCAUAACGCUAGAAGUUGUGAGCAUCCAAUGCAACUGAAUGUUGGAAGAUUCAGGACAGAUAAACGGAAGUCUCUUUUCAUUCAGCGCAUAGUGAAACUAUGGAACUCAGUCCCCUAGGAGCCAGUGAUGGCCACAAACUUGGAUGGUUUUAAAAGAGGAUUAGUCAAACUUCUGGAGGGAGAAGACUAUUGUUGGUUAAUAGCCAUGAUGGCUCUGCUCUGCCACCAUAGCUGGAGGCAGCAAUGCUUCUGAAUGCCAGUUGAUGGAAACCACAGGAGGAGAAAGGGCUCAUGCUUGUUUCCUGCUUGUGGGCUUCCCAUUUGGGCAUCUGGUUGGCCACUGAGGACCAGAUGCUGGACUAGAUGAGUCAUGGCCUGAUCCAGCAGGGGUCUUCUUAUGCACUUAAUGAGCUGGGUGUUCUUGAAGGCAGGACGUGUAUAAAGUGCCCCUUUUGCAGGUCUCCAAAUAACUGAUAUUCAGCAGUACCAUGGUUGUGGGGUUUCCAUCAUUAUGCACCAAGAGGUGUCUCUUGCAGUGAUUUGGAAGUUUCUGUGUGCAACAGGUUCAAGCAGAGGCACUUUGGGAGUUUAGGAAGUUAAGCCCUAAGAAAAAAGGAUUGUUGUGCUGGUUUUUGUUUACUCCGUUUGCAAUACAAUCAUCCAGGUCCCUGGGAAAGAUCACAACCUUAAGCUAAGGACAGAUGCAAGUUAAUGCAGACCUUUAGAGGCUCUUUUCCUUCUGACAGGUACCACAGUUGCCUGCCAACCCACUCAAAUGCAAACAGGAUGAGUACCUGGACGAUCAGGGGAGAUGCAGCCCUUGUCUGAAAUGUGGUCCUGGAACGGAGCCUUCCAAGGUAAUCUGAAGCUGUUCAGGGCUGUCAAUAAUACCUUCUGGGCUUGGCCCCCUCCGCUCUGGGCAGCAGCAUAGUGUGGGUUGCCAGCACCUGGGACGGGCAAGUCGGUGCCAGAGUGCUCCAUCCCACUGGAGCCAAGUGAGGCUGUGCUGCACCACCUACCCACAAAAGAUGGAGCCCAGCUCCCCAUGGGCCUGAGUUGCUCUGCCACCCACCAGGGUGGGGCAGAUAUCCCUGUGGGAGUGCCUGGUUGCACCCUCUCAGAAUUUUGUGUCUGGGACCAUGCCCCCCACCACCACACACACAUUACACCACUGGCUGUGAGAUGCCGGUUAGAGAUUCCUGGUGUAGAAGAUUUUUUUCAAUUGAUCACUCCAGUUAUGAUAUUGGAGACAGCUCUUAUUUGAUUGGAAUAGGAACAGCUGCUGGGAACCCACAUAAGUGGAGUCCACAGAUCUAUAAAUCACACUGGCUUAUACAGAGGCAUUCCCUUGAAGGAAUGGGUUUCUUUUCCCGGACAUCGGUCCCUACAUAUUUUGUGGUGAGCACAUAAGAUAAAGUAUUGACGUGUUUUCUUGGUUCCCCUAAAGAGUCAGGGUCAUCCCUUGCUGUAACUGAUAAAGGAGAGAGCUUGUUUAUGCAAUUGUGUCCUUCUUUUGCUUUUGCUCAACAGCUCAAGUUUUACGCAUUUUAAAAUGCUGUCUUUUGAAAGAACAAAAGGGGGGGGUUGAGUCAGUUUUAAACUUGCUACACAGAAACCCAUUCCUUCACCCUCACCUUAGCUUUGCAAAUGGGUAGAAAUUAAAUCAUGUCCUUAGAGGAAAUGCAGGUCUGGAUUAUUAGAGCUGCAUUCAGCAGGAAGAACAAAGUUUCUACUUUCUAUUACUGGUGUAAUCUGUUAAAUGGAAGCGUUGUUGUUGUUGUUGUUGUUGUUGUUACUAUUACUAUUUUUAUUUAUUUGUUUACAUUUGUAUCCCACCUUUCCUCCAAGGAGCCCAAGGCAGUUUACGUACUACUUCUCCCCAUUUAAUCCCCAUAACAAUGUUUUGAGGUGGCAUAGUCUGGGAGGCAGUGACUAGCUCCCAAGGCCAUUCCGUGAGCUUCCAGGCUGAGGUAGCAUUUGAUCCCUGGUGUCCCAGGUCCUAGUCUAGCACUCUAACCAGUAUGCCAUACCGGUUCAGGUAGAAGACCCCUAACGGAUGCAAUGAAUUCGGAUCUAUUUACAAACUGUGUUUAACCGUGUCAUUUACAUUGUAUAAUUACUGAAUUUUUAUUGGGUAGCAGUAGGUACAUGGGGAUUGCUUGUUAUAUGUAUUUUAGAAACGGAUAGUUAAGAAGGUGAAAAAAACAACUUAGAAAAGGAUGCCAAACCUUCUGCCUGUGGCAUUUCAUCUGGCUCUUUUUUGGUGGGGGGGACACGGUCUCAGGCUGCAGCUACAGUCAAUGGCUUUGUUCCUGUGUUUCGACAGGAGUGUGGUUAUGGUGAAGGGGGAAGUGGCCAUUGUGUUCCAUGCCCGCCCAGGAGGUUCAAGAACAACUUGAGCCACCUUGGCUGCAAGCCCUGCGUCUCAUGCAGUCUCCUCAACCGGAUCCAGAGACACAACUGCUCCUCCAUCUUGAAUGCAGCCUGUGGAGAGUGUUACCCCGGGUAAGUACAAGGUGAACUCCAAGAGCAACACAGGACCUGUGGAACUGGCACUCUUACAAGUGCCACAUAAUACCCAUUUCACAUUUGUAAGAAUUCAAUCUUUAGUGCAGCAGCACCAACACUGGAACUCCUUGCCUGUUGACAUCAGAGGGACACCUUCACUGUACUCUUUUCAGCAGCUGCUGAAAACAUUUUUGUUUAGGCAAAAUGUCCAGAUGCUUAAAAAGUUGAUGUCUGUUUUAAACCGUUGGUGGGGGUUUUUUUUGUUUUUUGUUAAUUGCUUAUUUUUAUCUUCUAAAUGUUUGAAAGAGUUGGUUUUUUGAAGAUAAUUAUAUUGUUCUCUUUGUGAACUGCUUUGAGGUGGUUGUUUUUCCAGUCAAGCAGUGUAUAAACUUUAUGAAAUAAAUAAAAAAUUCUCAUCAGAGUAGCUCUGUCCACUGGUUUGUGUUUUGGUGCAACUGAACAUGAACUGGGUGCAUGGUGAAGCAUUCGUCCAAUUGAUUCACCCAGCAUUGGAUGUAGUAAUUGUGCAUUGGGAACAAUUUGAGUGCAUGGAUUGGUCCUUAGCACUGCAGUGUUGAGGGACACAGAGAGCCAGUGUUGGAAAAAUACUUAAACAGCAGCAAUGGGGGCUUUGAGCUAAUGACCACUGCACAGAGCAUCCUCUGUCACUCAGGUUCUUUUGGUACAUAUGGCUCUCAUAACUUGUCUGCUCCAUUUUUCUUCCUCUUGACAGUUUCUACAGGAAAAUUCAAAUUGGAGGGGAGAGGGCUCAGGAAUGCAUUCCUUGCACAAGGCGGACCCCCUCCUCUGAGCUAGACUGUAAGUACCUGCUAGGUCUUUUGCCCAUCUGUUUCCCCCAAUUCAGAUUGCAAUUUCAUCAUGCCACUUCAUUCUAGAACUGUUUCAACUGCAGCAGCGAGGGAAAAAAUGCUUUAAAAGAAAGAAGUUCCAUACUAAGGGGGUGGGGGCAGGGAAUGCAAGAUUCUACAAUCUGUAUCAAUUUAUGCACGUAUUUCAAAUUUCACAUUUUGCAUAACUUAUUCUGCUGGUCAAGUGAAGAAAUCACUGAAGUUUCACUGAGACUAUAAAUCAUGCCCCUGGAAACCCGACUCAGACCAUUACCCUCUCGCAAGCUAUUUUUGCUGUAUCCAAGACCACAGUUUCUACUUGUGUAAAAUUAUAACAGCGUUGCUUUAGAAGCCCUAUCUAUUUUCAGGUUACUUGUUGUAUUUCUAUAUCCCAUCUUUUUCUCCAAAGAGCUCAAGGUGGCGUAUAGACAGUUCUCUUAUGAAAUCCCCACCACAGCCCUGUGAGGUAGUUUAGUCUGAGAAGCAGUGACUGACCCCCAACGUCUCACGCAGUGAGUUUCAUGGCCAAGUGUGGGAUAUGAAACCUGGUCUUUUUCCAGGUCCUAGUCUGACACUCUAACCACUACGCCACACAGUACGUUGCACUUUAUUGGGCCCUAACUCUCCCUUGUCCCCUUCAGUGCAGGGAGUUCCAUAGAUGGAGCUUGGAGCUUUUAGCAGCUGUUGACCCAUAGAAGCAACACAUGUCCUCACUGAAAGGGUUUUUUGCCGCCGCCUCCUCAUGCCUGCAGAUUAAUGCACCCUGAAGUAAAGAAGCUCAUCUCCUGCUGGGUGGCCCUGCCAAUUCCUUCAAUGUUUUGUUUUCUGCACAGUGGCGUAGCAUGGGGGGGUGCAGGGGGGGCCGGCCGCACCGGGCGCAACAUCUGGGGGUUAGGGUUAGGGGGCGCAAAUCCACGGGUUAGGGGGCGCAAAUUACUUGCCUUGCCCCGGGUGCUGACAACCCACGCUACGCCACUGUUUCUGCAAACCUUCUGAGAUGGAGGGCUGCAACGAAUUUCAGUUUUGCAGUCUGGAAAGAUGCAGCCCCCCCCCUUUUUGCAUUUCCUGCCCAGCCAGUAUGCUUACUGAAGGGCAACUGGGAUCUGUGACCUUACUAAUGAGCAAACUGAAGCAUCUGUGGCUGUUCAUUCCUCACUGAUGCGUCUGCAGGUGACUCCGAAGAGAGCGUAGUGCCGGUGAAGUAUCCCAUACCUGCUACUCAGGACCUGCUCUUUGUGGUGCUGACCCUCACCACGUUUAUCAUCACUGGGUUGGCACUGGUGACCGUCACCAUCCUCUACUGCAAACGGAUCUGGAAGAACCACUGCCAGCAUGGUGAGUCAGUCCUGUGCAGAAACUCUUACUCCCUUCCGUUCCAGUGGCUGCUAGCCAUGGUGGCUCUGCCUCCACAGUCAGAGGCAGUCAUGCUUCUGAAUAGCAGGAGGGUGGGGAGGGUCCCCUUGUGCUCAGGUCCUGCUUGUGGGCUUCCUUUUAGGGGCCUCUCGUUGGCCACUGUGAGAACAGGAUGCUGGGUGAGAUGGGCCACUGAUGUGGUUCACUGGUCCUGCUGAGAGGUCUCACCUCUCAAGAGGUUUUUUCACUUCUACAGAAUAUGUUCUAUUGCUUUCUCCACUUCCUUUGGCAUUUCUUGCUGUUGACUACACCCUUCCCCACUUUUCUGCACCAUCCUAGACAGCCCCAUAAUUGUGUCUCUUACCCCAGGGCUCUUUAAACUUCCUAAGUGUGGUGUGAGCAGGUAGAAUGGAGAGUAGCUAGCAGGCUAGUGGGACCCAGAGGACCUAUUCUUUGCACAUCCCCUCUGGAUGCUUGGUGCAAGUUACUGCUUUUUGUCCUCAGUUUCCACGUUUGCAAAAAUGGGCAUAAUAGGUGCAUAUCUCGUUGGGCUGUUGUAAAAAGGAAAAUGCUAAUUGUGAAGUGCUUUCUAUAGUUUGAGCAGUGCUUUUCUUAUUAUGUAAUAAUAACUGAGUUGUAAUAAAAGAAAGGUGCUAGGUUGUCCUAAGUUACAUAUGUCCUUACUUUAUAAUAGGUAAUUAAUUACCAAUCACAAUAAUAACUGGACUGGUUCUUUUCCUUUUUUGACAAGCUCUGUGGAUAGUCAGAAUGUGGUCAGGUGGGAUUAAUAAAACACACAUUUGUUUUAUUUACUGAAUUUAUAUCCCACCCUUUUCUCCAUGGAGCUUAAGGUGGCACAUGCAGUUCUCCUUCCUCCUCACUUAAUCCAACAACCCUGUGAGGUAGGUUAGACACAGAGAAACAGCAAUUGGACCCAAAAGUCUCACCCAGUGGCCUUCACAUGGCCGAGUGGGGAUUCAAAAGUCCCCAAAAGUCCUAGCCCAGUGCUGUAUCCACCACAGUACACUGACUCGCAUCAUGGCUAUGUAGUCAAGGUAAAAAGGUAAAGGACUCCUGGACGGUUAAGUCCAGCCAAAGGUGACUGUGAGGUGUGGUGCUCACCUUGCUUCAGGCCGAGGGAGCCAGCAUUUGUCCAGGCAGCUUUCUGGGUCAUGUGGCCAGCAUGACUAAACUGCUUCUGGUGCAACGGAACACCGUGACGGAAACCAGAGCACACGGAAAUGCCAUUUACCUUCCUGCCACAGCAGUACCUAUUUAGCUACUUGCAUUGGUGUGCUUUCGAACUGCUAGGUGGGCAGGAGCUGGGACAGAGCAAUGGGAGCUCACUCCGUCGUGCAGAUUCGAACCGCCAACCUUCUGAUCGGCAAGCCCAAGAGGCUCAGUGGUUUAGACCACAGCACCACCCAUGUCCCUGGCUAUGUAGUAUCAGUUUCUCAGUGUAUGAAGACUUACUUGCAAGGCUGAUAUUCCUGUUUUUUUUAUUCCUUACAUCGCUGAUGACUAGGUGUGUGUGUUGACAGUGUUUUUCCUCUGUAUCUUUUUUAUCUUUCAAGCGUGCCAGAGUAGUCAGGAUUUAUCUGACCAGGAGGAGACAUUUCAAGAUUCUGCCAUGUCUGCUGCCUUCCCUUGCCGCACGUUCCUGUCCAACUCCUUCUCUGUAGCCAUCAAGCGUUUGAGUCCUUGGCAAAGGCCACAGGAAGGUAAUACUCUAAUGGUGAUGCUCUGAGGCCCAGAGGGGGUGGGCGGUGAAGGAAUUGUGGUUUCUCCAUCUCUCUCUCUCUCUCUCUCUCUCUCUCUCUCUGUCUCCGUUUCUUUAAGCAAUAUAGUUCAUGUAUCCAAAUACUUAGGAUCUUAUUCAAACACAGGAAUCUAGCAUGCUUAACAAUAGAACUUUCGGACAUCCAAUGUAGCUGAAUGUUUGAAGAUUCAGGACAGAUAAAAGAAAAGGGGCUUCUUCAUGCUACACAGUUGAACUUUGGAACUCCCUGCCACAGAAGGCAAUGGUGGUCACCAACUUGGAUGGUUUUAAAAAAAGGAUUGGGCAAAUAAUGGAGGAGGAGAAGGCUAUCAAUGGCUACUAGCCAUGAUGGCUGUGCUCUACUGCUACAGUUGCAGGCAGCAGUUCUUCUGAAUUCCAGUUGCUGGAAGCUGCAAGAGAGGAAAGGCUUCUUGUGCUCAGGAACUCCUUGUGAGUUUCUCUUUGCGGCAUCCACUGUGAGGACAAGACACUGGACUAGAUGGGCCAUUGGCUUGAUCCAGCAGGGCUCUUAUGACCAAAAGAUCGGCAGGAUCAUGAGGGUGAGAUGCAAAUGACAGCCUGCGAGAGAAGCCAACAGUAAUUUGGCCUUCUUAGUUUAGAACAGGGGUGCACAACCUGCGGCCCUCCAGAUGUUGUUGGGCUACACCUCCUAUCAUCCCUGACCACAUGCUAUGCUGGCUGGGGCUGAUGAGAGUUGUAGUCCAGAAAAAUCUUGCUGGGGGGUUGCAGUUUGUGUACCCCUGGAUUAGAAGAAGCUCAAGGAAAGGGAAGCAUGAUCAGGAAGACCCAUUGCUUUGAAUAGCUUUAAUUUUUCAUUUGCAAAGGUACAGAUGAGACUGUUGCCAAUUUGGGAAGGCAGAGGGAAAAUCCAUUGGUGUUGGGAGGAGGAAUUAGCUACAUAGAGAUCCAUGAGGUGAUUUGCCUUCUCCUCUUCCCUUUCCUGGGAGACCAGGGAGAGGUGGCUGUAGGAAACCAGUGCCUUUAAAUUGAGAGAUUUGCAGAGGGGGGUGGGGGGGUCCUAAUUUCAACAGCAUUUAUGAAAGCCAUAUUCAAAUACCUGAAGAGCUGCCGCAUGGAAGAGGGAGCAAGCUUAUUUCCUCUUGCUCUGGAGGAGAGCAUGCAAACCAAUGGAUUCAAAUUACAAGAAAGGAGAUUUUGACUAAACACCAGGAAGAAUUUUCUGAGGGCAAGAGCCAUUUGACAAUGGAAUGGACUCCCUUGGAAGGUGAUGGACUGUCCUUCCUUGGAUGUUUUUAAGUGGAAGUUGGGUGGCCCUCUGUCAGGGAAUCUUUAGCUGUGAUUCCUGCACUGCAGGAAAAAAUGGGACUGCAUGAGCCUUCGGGGUCCCAACCUUACAGUUCUAUAAUUCUAAACAACAUCUUGCUCCAUGUUCUUAAAUUGUCUCUUUUCCCCUCCCCUUGAUUUUUUAAGGUCUGGCUGAAGCUGUCCACUUUGUCUCAAGAGUUCCUGGGGUUCACCGGCCCUUCCAGGAGCCCGACCGGGACUUUGUUCAGGUGAUUCCUGCCAGCAAUCAAGCUCCUCUGGGCAGGAGCCUUGCGGAGCACCAGCACUUUUUCAGGGACUCUGGCUACAGCGACUAUUCCUUGACAGACCUUAGACAGGACUGUGGUGCAGCCCCCAGUGGCCCCCCAGUGGCCCCUGUCUCCUCAUGUGCCACGGAGAGGCUAGACCACUGGCCUCAUGCCCCCGUGGAGUGUACAGAGCUGGACCUGCAGAACCUCUCCACCCAGGCUGACGUCCUGGCCACCAUAAGAGAAGAGAAUCACCAUGGGGAAGGGGCUGCUGAGGCAGGGAGCAGCAGUGGGCUGGAGCUGAACCCUACAACUCCUGAAUGUCCUGCCUGCCGAGAAACAGAGGCUUGGCUCGCUCCUCAAUCUUUUUCAUCCUUCCAAAACCUUACAGUUGAAAGCAGGGAGCAGCCGGUUAGUCACCCAACUUCCUCUGCUCUUGAGCAAAAAACUAUAGAAGGGAAAAUAAGGGGCUGCCCUUUAUUAUUAUUAUUAUUCUGGCUGUUUUGAUGUGCAGAUUUCUAUAGGCCACUUGACUGUAAAAAACCAAAUUGUUUACGAAAAGAGUAAAAGAGAGAUUACUGGUAAAUACAGUUAAAAAAAGGGACGCGGGUGGCGCUGUGGGUUAAACCACAGAGCCUAGGACUUGCUGAUCAGAAGGUCAGCGGUUGAAUCCCCGUGAUGGGGUGAGCUCCCAUUAUUCAGUCCCUGCUCCUGCCAACCUAGCAGUUCGAAAGCACAUCAAAAUGCAAGUAGAUAAAUAGGUACCACUCCGGAGGGAAGGUAAACGGCGUUUCCGUGCGCUGCUCUGGUUUGCCAGAAGCGGCUUAGUCAUGCUGGCCACAUGACCCGGAAGCUGUACGCCGGCUCCCUCGGCCAAUAAAGCGAGAUGAGCGCCGCAACCCCAGAGUCGGUCACGACUGGACCUAAUGGUCAGGGGUCCCUUUAUCUUUACCUUACAGUUUAAAAAUAAUAUGGAAAAUAAUCAGUGAUAAAAUGAAAUCCAGAUUAAAGCUCAUCUCGACAUUCUGCACAUCAGGGUAGGCUUGUGUAAACAAAAAUGUUUCUAGUAGUACCUGCUUGAUGUAAAUAGGCAGGGAGUUCUGAAGUGUAGAUGUUGGCACACAAAAGGAUAGAUUUCUGGCAAAUGCAGAGAAGUAUUUUGUGGCACCUGUAACAGUUCUGGUUCUGCAAAUGGCAAUGGCUGUGUGGGUGAAUGAAUGAAAUCUUUAUUGCUAAAAGCUAUAAGCCGUUACAAUUGGUCACAAUGUGUAGGAUACAAAUAAUUAAUUUAAAACUGAACAGCAACAACAGCAAAGCAAACAUACAAUAAUGCAAAAAUCACAUUUACAUAUGUUAAGCACUCUACUUCUCACUUCCCCUUAUGAUACUUGUAUUGGUGCUAAGCUCACAGCUUACUUGCAGCCAAGGCAAAUUUUGCAACCUGUGCAGUAAUAAAUAUGUUAUUGCCAGCCAGCAAAAUAGAUAUUUGCUCAAGGGGAGGUCGGUUGGAGAGAGAACAAAGAAUGUAAUCAAGGAUUUUUUUUCUAGGGGAUGUAUAUAAAGAGCAUCAUAACAAAUACUGUUGAAUAUCCCCCGCAUCUCCCAACUCACAGAUGCAGAGUCUUUGGUACACAGGGGUGUUAUUAAAUCUUCCCUUUAGAUAUGCGGAGGGCACACACUGAAAACACAAAGCUGUAAAUGCUUUUCUAAGUAGUGCCAGCAUGAGAUUAAUAAAGUAUUGCUCCGGCCCAAAAGAUGUUUUAUAUAUUGGAUACCAGGAUGAAUAUGACAUCUGGGACAGUGAAUGAAGGUCCCUCCAUUUAGAGACUAAAUAAAAAUUUUCUUUGAUGAGUUGUUUGACUCUGUUAGAGGUAAAAUUUGAUAGGGAGUCCGCAUUAAACCCAUAAUAAUGGAGACUCUUACUGACGGAGUUUGCUCAAGAGCUUCGUGGCAUAGAUUGCAAUUGCUCUAGGAAGCAUUUUUUAGGGAGCCUAGUAUUACUCAUGCUAACCAACUUCAGCCAGAAUAGGGCUAGUGCUACAUGCACACUGGUUUGUAAGGAAAUUAGCCCUGCUUCAGCUCUUAAAAAGGGGGCAGGUAUACCUUUGGGAACAAUCAACAGUGAUUUCAGGAAAGAGUUCUGCACCACUUCUAACGGGAGGACAUUACUAUAUCUAUAUCCCCAAAUCUCUGCACCGUGCAAUAAUUGUGGCACAAUCUUCUUUUGAAAUACCUUAACUGUGGGGGCAACUAAACUCCCACCCCUGACCUCCGCAAACCGUAAUAAAGAAUGAAUCAAGUGAGAGGAUUUCAGUUUAGCUGCGAGGAGGUGUGGCUUCCAGGACAAUUUUGAAUUAAAACCCAAGCCCAGGUAUUUAUAAUAGCGUUGUUGUUCAAUGGGUUUAUUGUCCGAACUCCAUCUGUGAGGUUUUCUCUUAUUCCCCAAAAUCACCACUUUAGUUUUAGAAUGCUUGACUGUUAACUGGGUUGAGCGGGUGUACAUGGUGUAAGGUGAUUGUGCACAUACAUUAGUCCUUAGCAGGUAUGGCCUUCAUAUAGUACUUAAAUACUUCUUUGCCACUUUUCUAAAGUUGUGCUCAAAGCAAAUAAUGGUCCAAAGCUGAACAGCAUAUAAGCAACUUUGCAGGAGGUUGGACUAGAUGACUCUACAGUUCUGUGAGCAUCUCAGUCACUAUACCUGUUAACGCUAUGAAUGUCAGUUGGGUUAGGCACAUACAGAAGUGUUUUGGGAGGCAAGUCUGCUCCUGAUUUCCCACUCCUACAGGUGCCACAUGGCACCCACUCUGCCUCUGUAAGAAUGGAUGCUGACUAGGGACAGAGGAGAAACUUGAUUUAAACCUGCCUCACACACAGGUUUCAAAACCGAAACAGCCAUCCUCCAAAACCUGGACUUCUCUAGCUAAGUGAUGUGUGCAAAAAAGCACAUACCAGCAUAAAUCAUGAAUAAAAUUGUGUGUAUUGGUGAAAGUCAGGUGCAAAAAUGCAUUGUACUAAGAGGAAAUUGUUCUGCAAUAACGUGUGUUAGUCAUAUACAAAUGGGAAUAAUGGGAAGAAGUUGCACUAAAACACUUGAGUUUUCCUGAGGGGCGUGUGUGUGUAUAUACACAAACAUUCAAAGUGUUGAGAACUGAACUUGGAAUAAAGAGGAAACAGAAUGAAACCAAAAAAGAAAGAUUUGCCCACCCCUAGUGCUGACAGAGUGAUGUUGACAAGAUUGCCCUGCAAGUAUUUCCUACUAGCUGACUUGUUUAUUUUUCCCCUUAUCAGGAGAGUGAUGUUUGGAACCUCGUAGCCAAGACUGACGAUGCCACACAAGGUGAAGAAGUGUGCACCAUUUGCCAGCAGAAGCAUUAGUCCAGUUGUGCUCCAAUGUGACAUCAGAGUCAGUAUGUCAUACUAGGACCUAGGAAAGACCAGGGCUGAAUUCUCCGCUUGGACAUGAGGCUCAUGUCAUGAGACAAAGGUUCUUGAGAGCAGAAUAAGUAACGCAAGGCCUACAAGGCCUACACAAUCAUUCAAGCCUGAAAACUGAUAAUUGUUAAAAGCAAACUGCUGAAUCAUUGUAAUUUAUCUACAGGAUCACUCAUUCUCUCUAUAAAUUUGUAGCCUGUUUGCAGGCAGGCCCAGUGUAGUAUCUGUGCUGCUGUUGUAAUGGGUUACUGUGAAUGUAAAUCUAAGGCAGACAAGAGUGGCUCCAGGACUCUAGUUAAUCAGUAGUUAAGACUACGCCUCUGUGAAGAGUCAGAUAGCUACUAUGAGCACUCUGUGUAUGCUCUUUAACUAUGCUGUUUAUGAACAAGUUAAUUUUCUUCAUUAAAGUUUAAUUCUGUUUAUGAAGAAGACUCUGCGUUGAUUAAUUUACCGCUGCGCGACAGUUCACUGGGUGGCCUUGGGUGCCAGUCACUCACUCUGAGCCUAAGCUGCCUCACACGGUAGUUGGGAUGAUUGAAUGAGGAGGGAGAGAACCAUGUACACUGAGCUCCCUGGAGGAAAGGUGGGAUGAUAAUAAAUGAUUAAAUCUCCAAUAAGGAGCACCUGCAGCAAAACGUUGCCGUGUGUAAUACUUCUAUUCAGGGCUCCAACUACUUCCCCACCCUUCAGUUUUUGUUCCUCUCCCCCAAAUACAGUCAGUCAACAAUCUGUGGCCAUCGAACAUGCUCAAACCACCUUGGGGUGCUUUUCUGAGCAGGGGAGCACUUCCCCUUAUUUCCACCCUCCCUUCAAAAAGUAUUUUAGUGUGGCAGCAUCUUGAGAAUUCCCUGCCUACUCUUUUUGGUGCCAGCUAAAAACAUAUAGGAAAGCCUGUUGAGAAAUUUAGAAAGUUGAUGUGUUUGUAGUUUAUUGCUGGUUUUAGCAUUUUUGGAUGUUUUAUUCUGUAAUAUUUUUGAAUGUUAUUUAUUUUGUAAACCACUUUGAGGCUUUUUAACAAUCAAGUGGCAUAAAAUUUUUAAGAUUAUUUACAAGA